Messenger RNA from Brienomyrus brachyistius, 1100 nucleotides. Its product is annotated as T-cell surface glycoprotein CD3 epsilon chain-like. Gene Ontology annotation, cellular component: external side of plasma membrane; alpha-beta T cell receptor complex. Gene Ontology annotation, molecular function: transmembrane signaling receptor activity. The coding region runs from base 366 to 854 and encodes 162 amino acids. The transcript is spliced from 7 exons. NCBI's taxonomy places the organism in Eukaryota, Metazoa, Chordata, Actinopteri, Osteoglossiformes, Mormyridae. The record is from RefSeq and is a predicted model, not a curated record. Gene Ontology annotation, biological process: cell surface receptor signaling pathway; positive thymic T cell selection.
ACAGAAUUUGGAAGGUGGUGUUAAUGUAACCUUCAGAAGGAUCUGUCUACGGAUUAUGACCUUACUGUGGUGGAGAGGUUUACAUGCCGAAGCAAGACACAGAGCUACAUAUUUCAUCUAGAGCCUGGUGAAAAGGUUACUGGGGACUGAUCAAAGCAUGAUCCAAUGGUUGCCAGGAGUUACGACCAGAGGACAGGCACUCCCCAUCAUAAUGGUAACCCAAGAGUCACUGGUGGACACUUGGGGUGAGCAAAGCCCUCCAGCUGAAGAAGGUGGCCUGCAGGGAAGUCUCCGGAGACGGCUGAAAGGUACCGACAGUUUGAACGCCGGUGGAAACGGAGAGAGAAUCAACACGCGAGAGGAAAAUGAUGAGAGUGGUGUUCUUCGUCUUCUUCAGUCUGGCGGUCAUGGCGGACGAAGGGGAAAUAAAAGUGAAUUCGAGGGCCGUUACAUUGACAUGUCCGGGAGAUACCAGUGAAUGGGGGCAGAGAUCGCAGCGCAUAAUUAACAGCAGCAGAUAUUAUACAUUCAUAUAUGAGGAAGACACAAAUGGCGUGUUUUAUUACUGUAUGUAUGAUAGCAAAAAAUACAGCUUUUAUUUUAAGGGAAAGGUCUGUGAGGACUGCUUUCAGCUGGACGGGAUACUGUUGCUGACCAUUAUAAGUGGGGACUUGCUGGUGACUGGGGGGGUCAUCCUGUUCGCCUACCACCGAGCUCAGAGGAAGUUGGAACCGCCCCCUGCAGCAGCUGCUAACCACCAGAGCGCCUCAAGAGAGCCAGAAUCAGACUAUGAGGAUCUAAGCCCAAGAACCAGGGACAACGCAACCUACGCUGGGGUGCAAAGGACGGGGUAGACGCCCACUGCGCUAUGAAAUCCCCCCCCCCCCCAACCAUCUGAGGCCUUUUUGGUCCAGACGUCACCUCCACCUUGAAGCUGGUUGAGUUCUUUGAGGCAUUUGCAUGCUUUUUGUACAUCUUUUAUAUCUUGCCAUUUUUGAUACAAAUAAAAGCUUAUAUCAUUUUGCUUAAAAGCAUUUAAAUUUGAAAAUGAAACAUGUUACAUUUUGCCAACAAAUAAAAAUAUAUUGGCAUUUGCUUAA